CGCAUUUUCGCCACUCUCGUGACCUUUUUUCGUCCUAUCGAAGGCUAUCUCUUCUUACUCGUGUCAACGGUUCGAGCUGUUCAAUGUCUGUGCUUCAUCGUCAUCCAAAACAUACACCAUUGCAUGGCCAUCAAAUUUGAACGACCCACAGCUCUCGUUGGACUCCUCGUAGCCCGCUUCCUCGAUCUAAGUACUUGCUCUUUC
Mycena citricolor is the source of this 204-nucleotide messenger RNA. NCBI's taxonomy places the organism in Eukaryota, Fungi, Basidiomycota, Agaricomycetes, Agaricales, Mycenaceae. The record is from the annotation of a GenBank genome assembly.